AUGGCCACCGAAACCGCUGCCCGCAAGUUCUUCACGUUGCCUUUCUUUGCCGUCGUCGGCGCCAGUUCUAACCCCGCCAAGUUCGGCCACAAGGUCCAUGCUUGGUACCUCGAUCAUGGUUUGAACGUCACACCCGUCAAUCCGGGCUCUUCUUCCGUGACCGUGGGUGGCCACGAUUACGCCACGGUCCCAGACCUGUCUGGGUUGCCAAAUCCCAAGCAGACGUCUGUAUCUAUCAUCACUGCCCCCCCAGUCACCGUCAAGGUGCUUGAAGAAGCCAAGAAGAUUGGCAUUCCGGGCGUCUGGCUACAGCCGGGCACUUUUGACGAUGCCGUUCUGAAGCUGGCCCUUGAGCAGGGUGCCUUUGAGUAUGUCGUAUAUGGUGAUGGUGGACGGGGACACGAUGGUUGGUGCGUUCUCGUUGAUGGCGAGAGGGCAAUGAAGGAUGCUGGUAAGCUGUGA
Metarhizium album ARSEF 1941 is the source of this 462-nucleotide messenger RNA. RefSeq names its product NAD(P)-binding domain protein. The record is from RefSeq and is a predicted model, not a curated record. Bases 1 to 462 code for a protein of 153 amino acids. The transcript has 2 exons. Lineage: Eukaryota; Fungi; Ascomycota; Sordariomycetes; Hypocreales; Clavicipitaceae.